Molecule: messenger RNA, 1111 nt
Organism: Hydra vulgaris (swiftwater hydra)
Lineage: Eukaryota; Metazoa; Cnidaria; Hydrozoa; Anthoathecata; Hydridae
Product: adhesion G protein-coupled receptor L2
Biological process (GO): G protein-coupled receptor signaling pathway; cell surface receptor signaling pathway
Cellular component (GO): membrane
Molecular function (GO): G protein-coupled receptor activity
Source: RefSeq, a predicted model, not a curated record
ACAAUUAUCAACUACUUCAACGGUAAACGUUUUACUUACCGUCCAAAUGAAUACAUUCCACUUGCAAAUGGUGUUGGAAUAUGUAAAGAAAGUGACAACAACAUUGCUUUGAAAAGGAAAACUAAAGUUUUGAAGGUUGCAAAUAUUGUUUCAAAAAUUGUAACAUCAUCAAGUGUACUGUGUUAUUUAGCAAUCAUAAUUGUUUACACUUAUUUUAAUGAACUUAGAACGUGGUCUAGUGUGACGUCAACAACUUUAUGUAUAAACUUGUUUUUUGCUGAUUUUACGUUCCUAAUUUCAACACAAUUCAACAAAAAUAUAUUAUGGUGCAAAGUAUUCUCCAUACUUUUACAUUGGUUUCUAUUGGUAGCUUACCAUAGUCUCCUCAUCUUAGCAAUUGACGUGGCUACUACGUUUGGUUCUUAUAAUCAUCAAUUUUCAAAACGGAAAAAGUUAAUUCAAUACUGUAUUGUUAUUUAUGUUAUACCAUCAGGAUAUUUGUUUAUAAAUAUUAUUUUGGAAAAAACUGGUGUUGUGUAUAUAGGUUAUGGAGAUAAAGUUUGCUGGAUUGGAGGAUUUUAUGCGAAGCUUUUCUCUUUUAUAAUUCCAGUCGUAGUUAUUAUUUUAACAUCGUUAAUAAGUUUAUUAUUUACCGUUUACCAAAUCACAUUGUCAGAGAAAAAAAGCAACAAAGUAUUUGGAGAAGGAAGGACAUUUCAAGUGAAUAUUGCUAAAGUAACUUUAAAACUCACAUUAAUACUUGGAGUAAUUGAGUUACUUGGUUUUGUUCAAAUAAGUAAAUCAUCGUUGUCAAAAGGAGAAGAGAUCUUUAAUACCGUAUUUGAAGUUAUAUACAUGUUUUUUAGAUCUGCAAAAGGAAUAUUGUUGUUUGUUGCUUAUAUUUGUACUCAAAAAGUACAAAAACUAAUUACAAAAUCUAUUCCUUGCAUUAUAAAUAAACGUCAAGGUGCUUACACACGCGAAGAAAAACAUUCUUUAACAGCUCUAAGCUCAGUGUCAUAAUAAAUAUUUUUUUAGUCAAAAAUGAAUUCUUACAAUAGAAAAAAAUAACAACGAGGUAUAGAAUAUUGUAAGUAACAAAAAUAAAUAU